CAGCGUUAGCACUCUCUCACUCUAAUCACUUUCUCAAUUUCUCUCUCUUAAAAAAAAAAGAAAAAAGAAAGAAAAGCCAGUCUUUUAACAAACAAAAGUGAAGUGAAAUUUCAGAGGUUUUCCUUGGAUCCCAUUCAUCAUCAACAACUGUAAGUUAUUCUGGUAGAUGGGUUUUUGAACAUUAAGCUAGAAGCAAAAAUCUCUAUGUUAUAAUUUAGCUCAAAUCUUAUUAAUUUGUUUUAACAAAUCCACAUUAAAACGCUUUAGGUGGGUUGGUAGUCAUUUAUGAAGUGUCUAUAGUUUGUUCAUGCUUUGUUGAGUUUGUGAACUUUUGAGUGUUCUUCUGGUUGGGAUAUAUCCUCUCACCCAUGGUGGUGGGUCUUUUACCACCUGAUUUGGAUUCUUCAUUUCACUAUGGCACUUAGGGUUUUGCUCAAUUUCUGAAAGAAUGCUGUGAUGAUUUAUUAAAAAACAUGUUAAUUUCAUAUUUUUGAAGCAAACCCAGAUCUCUGUUGUCUCAGUGUGAGUAAAAAAGAUAGUUUUUGGGAGGUUUUGUAUCUUCAUUAUUGUUUCGCCCUCAUUUUUCCUGUUUAUGAGUUUUGGGUAAAGACCCAUAUAGAAAGCUGUGGAGAUCAGAGACUUAUUUAAUCUCUUAUGCCCUAUGAGGAAUCUCUUCCUCCCAGAGGCAUGUAAAGAAACACAAGUACAUACUUUAAGUCCACAAUCAUGGCUUCAAGUUGAGAGGGGGAAACUCUCAAAAUCUUCAUCACAUGCCUCUUCUUCUAUAGAACCUCUGAUCAAGGUCCCCGAACCACCUAUACUACCAUUUUUUAAGCCUGCCGAUUACGUAGAAGUUCUAGCUCAAAUACAUGAAGAGCUUGAAACUUGUCAUCCUCAUGAGAAAUCUAGCCUUUACUUGCUACAGUUUCAGGUUUUUAGAGGUCUCGGGGAAGUUAAAUUGCUACGGAGAAGUCUACGAGCAGCUUGGCAGAAAGCAAGUACUGUACAUGAGAAAAUUAUAUUUGGGGCAUGGUUGAGAUAUGAAAAACAAGGAGAGGAUCUUAUAUCUGAUUUGCUUGCUUCUUGUGGCAAAUGUACUCAGGAAUUUGGUACUUUAAAUAUUGCUUCUCAAAUUCCUGAUGAUAUUGAACUGAAAGCGUUUGAAACUCUGGGGAUGAUCGGGGGAAACCGUGUUUCAAGUACUGUAUUCUUUCGAAUUGGCGAUCAGAAAAUAGCCUGUGAUAGGCAGAAAAUUGCUAGCUUAUCAGGUCCAUUCUGUGCAAUGCUUAAUGGUUGCUUCAGAGAAUCACUCCGGGAGGAAAUAGAUUUGUCUGAAAAUGGUAUCUCCUUGUUGGGUUUCAGAAUAGUCAGUGAAUUCAGUGAGACAGGCAGUUUAAACAAUGUUCAUCCUGAUAUUUUGCUUGAGAUCUUAACAUUUGCAAAUAAAUUUUGCUGUGAAAGACUUAAAGAUGCUUGUGACAGAAAAAUUGCAUCUUUGAUUUCCUCAAAACAAGAUGCUGUGGAUCUUAUCGAUUAUGCACUUGAAGAGAAUGCACCAGUCCUCGCAGCGUCAUGUUUGCAAGUGUUUGUGAAUGAACUUCCUGACUGUCUGAAUGAUGAUCAAGUGGUUAAGAUAUUUGGAAAUGCUAAUAAACAUCAGAGACAGAUCAUGGCUGGGUCAGCAUCAUUCUCUCUCUACUGUUUAUUAAGUGAGGUUGCCAUGGCCCGAGAUUCCCGAUCCGAAACUACUGUUUGUUUCCUGGAAAGAUUGGUUGACUCUGCGGAAAGUUAUAGGCAGAGGCAAUUUUCCUUUCAUCAACUGGGUUGUGUGAGGUUUCUGAGAAAAGAAUAUGAUGAAGCAGAAAAGCUGUUUGAGAAAGCUUUUUCAUUAGGUCAUGUUUAUUCAGUUACUGGAUUAGCUAGAUUGGGUUCCAUCAAAGGCAACAAAAUUGGGUCUUAUGAGAAACUCAGUUCUGUAAUAUCCUCUCAUAGCCCUCUUGGGUGGAUGUAUCAGGAAAGGUCGCUUUACUGUGAAGGUGAAAAGAAAUUGGAAGACCUUGUGAAGGCGACAGAGUCAGACCCUACACUUAAUUACCCUUACUUGUAUCGUGCUGCAUCCCAGAUGAGGAAGCAAAAAGUACAAGAUGCGUUAAUGGAAAUAAACAGGGUUCUUGGUUUCAAACUAGCACUGGAAUGCUUGGAGCUUAGGUUUUAUUUCUAUCUGGCUCUUGAAGAUUAUCGAGCGGCAUUAUGUGAUGUUCAGGCAAUUCUCACUCUGUCUCCUAGAUACAGGUUGUUUGAGGGGCGGGUAGCUGCCAUUCAGCUUCGCACACUCGUGCGUGAACAUGUUGAGAAUUGGAUGACUGUUGAUUGUUGGAUGCAACUUUAUGAUAGAUGGUCCUCAGUCGAUGAUAUUGGGUCUCUUUCGGUUAUCUACCAGAUGCUUGAGUCUGAUGCAGCAAAAGGUGUUCUAUACUUCAGACAGUCCUUGCUUCUCCUCAGGUUGAACUGUCCUGAGGCUGCUAUGUAUAGUCUACAGCUGGCUCGCCAGCAUGCUGGAAGUGAACAUGAGCGCCUUGUUUAUGAGGGUUGGAUUUUAUAUGAUACGGGUCAUUGUGAAGAAGGGCUUCGAAAAGCAGAGGAAUCAAUUAGCCUAAAAAAAACGUUUGAGGCUUUCUUCCUGAAAGCUUAUGCUUUGGCAGACUCAAGCCUUGAUCCUUCUUGCUCAGCAACUGUUGUUUCACUUUUAGAAAAUGCUUUGAAGUGUCCUUCUGACAGGCUUCGCAAAGGACAGGCUCUAAACAACCUCGGCAGUGUCUAUGCUGACUGUGGAAAGCUGGACUUCGCAGCUGAUUGUUACAUCAACGCCCUACGGAUAGGACACACCAGAGCCCACCAGGGUCUUGCACGGGUCCAUUCCCUCAGAGGUGAUAGGAAUGCUGCGUACGAGGAAAUGACAAAGCUGAUUGAGAAGGCCCGAAGCAAUGCAUCUGCAUAUGAAAAGAGAUCAGAAUACUGUGACCGUGAACUGACGAAGGCUGACUUGGAGAUGGUUACCCAACUAGAUCCACUUCGAGUUUACCCAUACAGAUAUCGAGCCGCUGUUUUGAUGGACAGCCACAAAGAAAGCGAAGCAAUCACAGAGCUCUCAAGAGCAAUAGCAUUCAAAGCUGAUCUCCAUCUUCUACACUUACGAGCUGCAUUUCAUGAGCAUAUUGGGGAUGUAUCUGGCGCAUUACGAGAUUGCCGAGCGGCUCUCUCUGUCGAUCCUAACCAUCAAGAAAUGUUAGAGCUUCAUAGCCGGGUAAACAGUCAAGAGCCCUAAGCGUAAGAAUUAUACAAAGAGAUCAACAUUGUGUAAACUAGUUUUGAUAUAGCAUUUGUGCCCCAUCUUUGUGGUAUCUAUUUUUUUCAAUUUUUUUUGUUUAUGUAACUAAUCUGGGUCAUAAGUUCAUUAUUAAAAGCUAUUGAUUUCUAAUUCCCUUUCACAUAAUUUUUCAUGUGUGAAGAGGGAAUCAUCUAGAAAAUUUGUAUGAAGGAAAAAAUAGAAAGAAGACCUAUUUAGAUGGGCAACUGAAAAA
This is a messenger RNA of Papaver somniferum (opium poppy), 3581 nucleotides long. Its product is annotated as ETO1-like protein 1. Lineage: Eukaryota; Viridiplantae; Streptophyta; Magnoliopsida; Ranunculales; Papaveraceae. Bases 662 to 3325 code for a protein of 887 amino acids. Gene Ontology annotation, biological process: negative regulation of ethylene-activated signaling pathway. The transcript has 5 exons. Gene Ontology annotation, molecular function: protein binding. The record is from RefSeq and is a predicted model, not a curated record.